AUGAUUGGUUAAUCAAAUGCUUGACGUCAAAGUUGAGACAGCGGUCUUGUUUUUGAAAAAAAAAACAACACAAAAAUAAUAUUUUUGUUUAUGGUCAUUAGUUUCGGUGAUGGAACGAAUUUUAUGUGACGGUCAUGGAAAACCAUGUUUAUUGAAGACUGGCACAAGAGAAGGUGUAAGUAAAGGUCAUAGCUUCUACAUAUGCAGCCAAUUGAAGUCAACAGCACCAUGUCAGUUCUCAAAACCUGCCAAGAUUUCAGUUUCCUUUUGCUUACAUCACGAAGAUGAAAUGGUGGAUUUACAAGCUUUGGGAACAUGUAAAAAGACUGGAAAAACUAAACGCUACUAUCGAUGCAAGAAAGGCCAAUCUUUAAAUGGUGGCUCAUGGUGUGGAUUUGUUCAUAGUGAUGAUAUGAAGGUUCCUGAAACCUCCAAGAAUCCAUUAAAGGAUACAAAUGGUUCUAAAAAAGGUGUUGACACUUCUCUGAAAAACAAAGGAUUAUCAUCAAAGUUUGUAGAAGAAGGUCAAGAAAAUCCUGAUAAAACUAAUGCAAGUGUCCGUUUGAACGUUAACAAUGGUCAUAGUCAUACAAAUAAAAAUCAAGUGGUCAUUCAGAGUGGUCAAGAAAGUCCAUGUGAACCACCUGCAGUGAUUAAACCUAAAAGUGUUUAUCUGCACAAGAAAACUGGUGCCAUUAAUGUUGCGCCCAAGUCCAAAGAAGGAAAGAAAACAGCGACAGCUGACGAGGAUGAUCUCUUUAUCACAGCUGUUUUCCCGCCGCAAAAGCCCAAGCCUCACAAAACUACCUCAAGUAGUAAGAAAAUUGGUGAAAAUAAUUCUGUAUUUUCUAUGGCUACCUUGAAGGAUUCUCUCCCAAGUGAUGUUAAAUCCAAAUAUUUUAAUAAUAGUAGUAAUCCUGCGAUGCCUUCCGACAGUGGACCAAUGAAAUCAAACUUGGAAACAUCCAGCCAAUCAGAUAUGAGGCCUCGGAAGGAUAUAGAUAGUGGUGAAUUAAGUGACAAAGACAAGUCAAGUAAAUUAACAGCUACUGCAAGAAAGGAUCAGCCACAUUGUCAUUCAUCAAUAGCAUCCUCCACCUCCUCAUCCUCUUCAUCAUCCUCAUCUUCAACAUCAUCAUCAUUGCCAUCCUCCAGUGUAGACGUACAGAAGUUAGCAGGAUCAAAAAGUGAUCAGGCAUUGCGAAGUGAGAUAGCAUUGAAGCUAGAAAAACAAAGGGUACUGUUGAAAACCCCAGCAAUUGCUCUGCUAGCUGAUAAAGGAAGUAAACUAAAAAGUCAUAUUAAAAACCUUGAAGACACUCUGAAGGAAAUUGAUGACAAAAUAUCUAAAGGAGUUCCACUUCAAAAAUCUGGAUACCAGUCAACCGCUGGUUCGCUGAAGCAGAUGACAUUGAUGGAAAGCUUUAGUAAAACACCUAAGGUUGGGAUGGUAGAUGCUAUGUGCAUGCCAGCACCUGCCCAGGUGUAUCAAUAUGCAGCUGCUCCUCAGAUGCAGACCCUGUACGGAGGCAGAAUGACAUCAACGCGGUUACGUGAGGUUGGAUCAGUAACAAAAGAUGCCAUUGAUAAGCUCCACAGAUCGUUGGAGACUUGUCCAGGUGCUGAUAUAGAGACCUCUGACCCUAAGAAGCUAAAAGUUUCACUGUUGACUCACCAGCGACAAGGUUUGACAUGGCUGAUAUGGCGGGAAAGCCAACACCCUUGUGGUGGAAUUCUAGCGGACGAUAUGGGGCUUGGAAAGACCCUUACGAUGAUAUCAUUGAUUCUCAAACAAAGGGAACUAAGUAAAGAAAAACCUGAAGGAACAAUGGAAAUGCCAGAUUCUAGUGAUUAUAUCAAGUCAUCUGCAUCGUUAAUUAUUUGUCCGGCCUCACUCUUACAUCAGUGGAAGAAUGAAAUUGAGACCAGGUGCAAACGCGGUCUUUUACGUACUUGCAUGUACCACGGCCCAAAUCGUGAAAAAGAUGUAUCAGUCUUAGCGGGAUAUGAUGUUGUAUUGACCACUUAUGGCAUUGUGGGAAAGGAACUUGGGGUUGCAGAGGUUAAUGAUCAACCAGAAAAACCCCAACCUGCUAGUAAUUGGAUGUCAAAGGAAAAUCCAGACACAGCAAUCAUACAACCAACCCUCCUCAAGAUUGGAUGGCAACGAGUUAUUCUUGAUGAAGCUCACAGCAUCAAGAACCACAAGAGCCAAUCAGCUGUUGGGGUUUGUAAGCUGAGGGCUUGUGCUCGUUGGGCUGUGACCGGUACACCAAUUCAGAACAACCUACUAGAUAUGUUCUCACUUUUAAGGUUCCUUCGUUGUUCUCCAUUUGAUGAGUACCAGGUCUGGAAGCGACAGGUUGACAACAAUCAAAGACGUCUAAACAUACUAACUAAAAGCCUGCUCUUACGACGAACAAAAGAUCACAAGAAUCAGGAUGGAAAACCACUUGUAUCUUUACCUGAACGCACAUGUACAACACAUGAAAUUGAUUUGUCAGAUGAUGAAAGAAAAAUAUACACCAACAUGUUUGAAGAGUCUAAGUCGAAGAUCAAGAAGUACUUAAACCAACAUGGUGAAACUAGUAAUACUGGAGACAGCAAAGGCAGCAGCACGAGUGAAGGCAGUAAGAACAGCAGCACAAGUAAUAGCAUCCAAGGUGUGUCACAAACUGAUGCUGGACAUGCUCAAAUUGCCAACAGACCAACCGCUAAGGCUGCUGAAAAGGUGACGGGUACCACGAUCCUUGUGAUCUUGCUUCGACUGCGACAAUGCUGCAGCCAUCUUGGACUUCUAAAAGAGAAUAUUUCAGAGGAGCAUUUUGAAUUUGACGACAGCAUUGAAAUGUCGCUGGUUGACCAAAUGAUGGAUUUGACCUUAGGGGCGGGAGAAACUAAGGACCAGGGAGAACAAAAGAAAGCAGUUAAAUUUGACCAAUCGUUUCAAAGUACUAAGGUGAAAGAAGUGAUGAGAAACCUGCAGGACAUUCGUAAAAGGUCACCAGCAGGUCAACCCAUGAAGAGUGUCAUCGUCUCGCAGUGGACCAAAAUGUUGGAUAUUGUAGCGCAUCAUUUGACCGAGGCAGACUUCAAGUACUCCACCAUACAAGGAAACGUAUCAGCCAAGAAACGGGCUGAGCUUGUGGAGGAUUUUAACACAAAUGCACGUGGGGCGCAGGUCAUGCUUGUAUCUUUACGUGCCGGCGGUGUUGGACUGAAUCUGAUUGGUGGAAAUCACCUAUUUGUUCUGGAUAUGCACUGGAAUCCGGCUCUCGAACAGCAAGCCUGUGAUCGCAUCUAUCGUGUCGGUCAAAAGAAAGACGUUUUUAUCCACAAGUUUGUUUGCAAAGACACGAUUGAGGAAAAGAUCCUUAGCCUCCAGAAAAGCAAGGCCUCAUUGGCAGAAAAUGUUCUAUCAGGGAACAAGUCCAAGAAACAGAAGCUGACAUUGCAUGACCUGCGACUAUUAUUUGGUGUGCAUUGAGAUCUCUCUCCCCACUCUGCAUAUGUCAUGUCUUUAGCGUAGAAUAUGACAACAAAACAGUGUACAGCACAUACAUAAAUUCUCAAUAUUACAUUUGUAGCAGACGAUGAAUGAGAAUUCCCUGCCAGAAGCUCCCAGCAAUGGCCUCUGCAAAAAAUAAUCACUGUGAAUGGAUCAAUGUAUACAGUAUUGCAAAUAAAAAUAUCUUUCUUUCUUUAUUUAUAUUUUAAGAGGAAGUCUCAUUCAGUGAAGCUGAUUUUGUGGUCCUCAUAUCACAACAAACAAGUUACAAAUAGAUACACAAAGCAUGAGCAAACAGCAAGAACACUACAUUCAAAUAACAUGACAAUUAACUGUAAUAUUCAUGCAUUCUUUUAUAUAUUUAAAUAUUAUAUUAUAUUAUUUAACAGUGUAAAACAUCAAUAACAAUAAUAAUAAUAAUAAUAAUAAUAAUAAUAAUAAUAAUAAUAAUAAUAAUAAUGAUAAUAAUAGGAUAGGAAUAACAUUUAAAAUACAACAUCUUUUUAUAUGGCUAAUUUAAAAUGUAAAAUGAUUUUAAAUUGGCUAGAAGCUAUGUUUAUUCUCAGAUAUUAAAUUUAUGGAAUAGUUUGUUUUAAAUAAACUAUAAAUUAUGAAGAAAUGUUAUUUGUUGUAAAAGAGAACCUUGGAAUAUUGAAGGAUUUGAAUCAUGGUAUGAAAGGGCAAGCAUCCUAAAUGGCAGCCUUUACUUUUUCUACUUGCACAUGUCCUCAUAUAGAUAUUAUGGAAUCAUGAAUGCUUGAUUUUCUUAAAUAUUGUAUAAAAUAGUUGUACAAGGGCUAUCUUGAAUAAAUAGAUAUUGACAGUAACUUUUUGUUCAGUAAGAUGCAAAUGUGAAGUAACCAGGAUUCUAAGGAAGGCUUACUUAUAAAAUUUAGGGUCCAAGGGGUUUUGGGGCCACCUAGUAGGUUCAAGAGAGAGCUCUGAUGGGGUAAGGGAUAUUCUCUGGAGCAAUUUAGCAUGAAAAUGGUGUCAUUAUUAUUUUGAGUAGUGAGAGAGCCUCCAUAAUAUCUACUAUACAGACUUUUUGUUCAAUAUUUAUUUGGCAGAAUAAAUCAAUGAAUAUUGAAA
Messenger RNA from Anneissia japonica, 4597 nucleotides. RefSeq names its product transcription termination factor 2-like. The record is from RefSeq and is a predicted model, not a curated record. The transcript has 20 exons. The coding region runs from base 110 to 3487 and encodes 1125 amino acids. Lineage: Eukaryota; Metazoa; Echinodermata; Crinoidea; Comatulida; Comatulidae. Gene Ontology annotation, molecular function: zinc ion binding; ATP binding; ATP-dependent chromatin remodeler activity.